Molecule: messenger RNA, 129 nt
Organism: Colletotrichum tamarilloi
Lineage: Eukaryota; Fungi; Ascomycota; Sordariomycetes; Glomerellales; Glomerellaceae
Exons: 1
Coding region: 1-129 (42 amino acids)
Source: RefSeq, a predicted model, not a curated record
AUGACCAGUCUCUCGAAAACCUUUCAAGACGCCGUCCUAGUCACUAGAAGACUUGGAAUCAAAUACAUCUGGAUUGACUCACUGUGUAUCAUCCAAGAUUCCAAGCUCGACUGGGAAACAGGUCUGUGA